UGUGUGCUUUUAAUCCAGCGUGGGCAAGGGAAUACAAAUGAUGUUCUGAGACCACCUUGUGUCUCUUCUCUGUUGGGCACUCAAAUUGAAGGAAUUGCCGCUGGAUUAUGGCAUACAAUUUGUAUAUCUGUUGAAGGUCAACGGCAUGCCUUUGGUGGAGAUCAGUUCAGUAAGUUGGGAACGGGUACUGAUCAGUCUGAGAAUCUACCUAAACUUUUGGAUGAUGAUCCAUCAUUGAAAAAUAAACACGCAAAAUUAUAUCUUGUGGAGCUCGUCAUAGUUCCAUACUAUGACUCAACAACUUAGGAUGGAACAGUAUACUGCUGGGGAUGGAACAAGUAUGGCCAGGCAACCAGUCAGCCAAUAAAAUCGAAGUACAGUCAUAAUACCUCUUUCUUUCUUCUAAGCCUUU
Messenger RNA from Camellia sinensis, 412 nucleotides. NCBI's taxonomy places the organism in Eukaryota, Viridiplantae, Streptophyta, Magnoliopsida, Ericales, Theaceae. The record is from RefSeq and is a predicted model, not a curated record.